AUGAGGAACCUGCGCCUCCGUCUCCGCCGCCGGCACCUCCGCGAAGCCAAGGCCGAGCCCGCCGCCGCCGCCGCUGCCGCUCCCGCUGCCGCUGCCGCUUCAGCGCCACACAUCGCCGGGACACCCGCGCCGGGCAGCCCCGCCGGCCGCCCGCCCGCCGGCGCCGUGCCCCGCCUGAGCUCCGGGCCGCCCCUCCGGCCGCCCGACUCCGUGCCCCCACGGCUCCACGCACCCCUCGCCGACGUCCGCUGGGGUUUCCGAGCGCCCCCAAACCACGCAGCUGAUUCGCAGGCGGCCGCCAGGGCCUCCCCAAGCAGCGCCACACUCGGGACAGGCCCCCGGGCCCUCCGCAACGCUGGCGCCGUGCUGAUGACGUAAUGGGUCGGGGCCCCGACGGGGCGGGGCCAUUGGUGUGCACCACCUGAUUCGAGCGGCGUUCGGGUUCUCCCUCUCCGCUCCCGGCGCCGGCCAGAAGGUUCAUCCCGCCGGUAACGGCCCGCGCGAAGGAGCCGGGAGUUUGGGCUCGUGAUGAGCAAGAGGAACCAGAGGUCCCCGGCAGGUCCAGAGAUACUGAGCGGCAUCUGUACCAGGCCUACUCAACACUUGGGAAGCAAUAGGAUCAAGAGCCCGGCCUUGCUCAGUGGAUCUCACUUUCAGGAGAGCUAAGCGGCAAAUGAACAGGGGACGGCACUGAGUUUGUAGAUGCUAAGAAGAAAGUGAACAGGAUGCUGAGGUAAGAGAAUAACUGGUUGUGGGGACUUUUCCUAGUAGAUGAUCAGGGAAGGUCUCCCAUGAGGUAACAUUGAAGCUGAGACCUCUGAGGAAUGAGAAGGAGCUGUCUGUUGGAAAUCUGAGGAGGAGAUUUCUGGGCAUAUGGAACAGCAAGUGCAAAAAUCUUAAGGCGGAAAUAAGCUAAAUAAUGUUCGAGGAGCAGCAAAAAGUUCGUUGUAGCUGGAGCAGAGGGAGUAAAAGGACAGAACGAUAAAGGAUGAGACUGGAGAGGUGGACAGGGCUGUAUCAUACACCUUGAGUUCAUAGUAAUGACUUUGAAUUUUAUUCUAUGUCACUGGAAGAUUUUAAACUGAAGAGUGCUGUGAUCAAAGUUAUGUUUUGAAAGAUCACUCUGCUAGAUAGAGAACUAUGGGCAAGCAAGAGUGGAGACAUGGAGAGCUAUUAAGAGGUGAUUGGAACGAUCCAGAUGAGAGAUUGUUUGAUGCUCGAACUAAGGAGGUAGCAGCAAAGAUCAGGUAGAUGGAUUUACGGUAUGUUUUGGGAGUACAGUUGCCAGUAUUUC
This is a messenger RNA of Panthera uncia (snow leopard), 1294 nucleotides long. RefSeq names its product small nuclear ribonucleoprotein-associated protein B'-like. The record is from RefSeq and is a predicted model, not a curated record. The transcript is spliced from 2 exons. The coding region runs from base 1 to 378 and encodes 125 amino acids. Lineage: Eukaryota; Metazoa; Chordata; Mammalia; Carnivora; Felidae.